UGUUGGGUUCAUUCGGGGGAGGAUUUUCUCACCUGGAUUAUACAGGAAUCAUCGACCCGUCCAAUCACGACUUCGUGCUCGGCCUGAUGGGUGAAGCAGAUUCAUUUAGUCCAGAAGUUCACGUCAACAUCCCAGGGUUCAGCUCAGGUGUGACAGCUGCUCUGUCUGCAGACCACAGCAGCAGCUCCGGUCUGGAUUUAUCUACAGAUCAUGUUCAUCCAGCUCAUGUCAGCAUCGACCAACCAGGGUUAGACCACUCCUCUCUGAGCUCAGGACCUGACCAAUCCCUUUUUAGCUCUGUCUCAGGCUCCUCCCACUCUGCUGCCCAGGAAGCUGGCGCAGCCUCAUCAUCUUCAUCACACAGUGAAGAUCACAGAGAACACACAGGAAACGGUCGACAGACUCAACUGACAGAUGCAAACGGAGUGACUGACAGACCAGUUUCCCUCAGCGACCUCCAGACUGAUCUUAUAGGUGGAGCAGAGUCAGUGACGGGUCACAUUGAUCUGACAGGUCUCGGACUGGGACAUGAUGUCACAGGCAUUUACUCCCACACAGACCUGGUUACCGCAGCGACCGACUCUACAGGCUUAGUUUCAGCAGAUCCUACAGGAACAGGAAGUCCAUCUGACUCCAGUCAUCCAGCUGUGACAGACCACACACAGGUGGCUGGUUCAGUCACUGAACAGUACAACCCAUCUGGUCAGGGUCCUGAAGGUGCAGAAAAUGUGGAACUGGAGGAUACCUGCUGACUUCCACAUUAAGCCACGAGUUCGAUUCCUGCGCUACAGAUUCCAGUGUACCGACCAAUCAGCAUGGCCCAGGAAACAUGACUCCUCCCACUAGUUGUAGACGCCGCCCUCUCAGCAGCAGUGUCUCAUGUUUUUUUAAUAUUUAAAAUGUGGAGUUUGUUUAUAGACUUUUAUUUUGUUUUAGAAUCACUGAGCAGAAAUACAAACGUUUUGGAGGAAUCUUGACUUGAUGACAUCAUACAGGAUGUGACAUCAUCUUCACUGUCAGGAUUGAAAUGUUUAAACUUCCACAAUAAAUGUUUUUGACUAUUUUGAACAUCAAACUGAGAAUUUGUCUUCAAUUCAAAACGAAGAGGAACUUGAAUUGAUCUUUAUUAGUAAAACUGAUCUGAUGAAAUCAUUUUCAGUUUCACACUUGAUCUGACCUUUGACCCUGUCUUCAAUGUUUAUAAUUUAUUACAAUCCUCCUCUCCCAAGAGCAAGAAUAAAUCCAACAGCUAGAAUUUGAUGUAAUCGAUAUAAAAAUGUUAAAACAUGAUCAAACAAAUAUAAACAUAUUGACGACAGAGGCUUUUAUAUUGAAGGGCAGCUCCUUGAUCACAGAGCAUCUGUUCAAGUCUGUGUCGUCUGUUUCACUGGUUUCUGUGAUUUAUUCUGACCUGUGACACUUUACCUCCACGCUUCAUUCUGAGCAGGACAACCAUCGAAAUGCUACAUGAAUCAGUCGUUCUGCUUUGUCACUCAGAAAAAACUGUUUACGCAAAUUCAGUUUGUUCAGCUCGGUUCACUCUCUGGGUUCAGAAAAUAAAAUCAGAGCAGGUGACCCUGAACACAACAUGAGCCUAAAGCAACAGAAAGACACGGAGCGGUACGAGAGCACACUGAUCAACUAUUUAAUCAAUCAUCAACAACAUGGCUGAUACCUGAUCUAAUCGAUCAGAUCCAUCAAUCUGCCUUCAUGUCGUCUCCAUGGUAACAGAGGUGAUGGGGGUGUUCUCAUUCAUAAUAAACUUUUCCAAAAAUAUACAGAUUCUUCUCAUUGAAUCUAUAUCUUAUACAUGAAAACAGAGACAAAUCAAAUCUGACUUAAACAUGCAGAACACGGAACAACCUGAUCACAUGAUCCUACCUCACCUGUCCACGUGACAUCAUCAACUGAGCUCAGAGCUGCUUCUCAUUGGACGGGCAGGUACAGACGUGACCCUGGUUCUCUGAGUUUUUUUUGUGACUGUCAAAUAAUUGAAAAAAGCUCAAA
Molecule: messenger RNA, 2007 nt
Organism: Paralichthys olivaceus (Japanese flounder)
Lineage: Eukaryota; Metazoa; Chordata; Actinopteri; Pleuronectiformes; Paralichthyidae
Source: RefSeq, a predicted model, not a curated record